This is a messenger RNA of Candidozyma haemuli, 1200 nucleotides long. RefSeq names its product ketol-acid reductoisomerase (gene ILV5). Gene Ontology annotation, molecular function: ketol-acid reductoisomerase activity. Lineage: Eukaryota; Fungi; Ascomycota; Pichiomycetes; Serinales; Metschnikowiaceae. Gene Ontology annotation, cellular component: mitochondrion. The coding region runs from base 1 to 1200 and encodes 399 amino acids. The transcript has a single exon. The record is from RefSeq and is a predicted model, not a curated record. Gene Ontology annotation, biological process: L-valine biosynthetic process.
AUGUCUUUCAGAAACGCUUCCAUCCGUAUGGCCCGUCAGGCCACCGGUGCUGCUGCUAAGCAGAUCGCUGCUAAGAGAUCCCUUGCUGCUUUGGCUACCAGAGCCACCACCACCAAGGCUGCUGUCAGAGCUACUCCAAUUGCUACUCGUGGUCUUAAAACCAUCAACUUCGGUGGUACCGAGGAGGUUGUCCACGAGCGUGCCGACUGGCCAAGAGAGAAGUUGUUGGAAUACUUCAAGAACGACACUUUGGCUUUGAUUGGUUACGGUUCCCAGGGUUACGGUCAGGGUUUGAACUUGAGAGACAACGGUCUUAACGUCAUCAUUGGUGUUAGAAAGGACGGUGCCUCUUGGAAGGCCGCCAUUGAGGACGGUUGGGUUCCAGGUGAGAACUUGUUUGACGUCAAGGAGGCCAUCACCAAGGGUACUUACAUCAUGAACUUGUUGUCUGACGCUGCUCAGUCCGAGACCUGGCCAGACCUCAAGCCUUUGAUCACUGAGGGUAAGACUUUGUACUUCUCUCACGGUUUCUCCCCAGUUUUCAAGGACUUGACCAAGGUUGAGCCACCAAAGGACGUUGACGUUAUCUUGGCUGCUCCAAAGGGUUCCGGUAGAACCGUCAGAUCUUUGUUCCUUGAGGGCAGAGGUAUCAACUCUUCUUACGCCGUCUGGAACGAUGUCACCGGUAAGGCUGAGGAGAAGGCCAUUGCCAUGGCUGUUGCCAUUGGUUCUGGUUACGUCUACCAGACCACUUUCGAGAGAGAGGUCAACUCUGACUUGUACGGUGAGAGAGGUUGUUUGAUGGGUGGUAUCCACGGUAUGUUCUUGGCCCAGUACGAGGUCUUGAGAGAGAACGGCCACACCCCAUCUGAGGCUUUCAACGAGACCGUUGAGGAGGCCACCCAGUCUUUGUACCCAUUGAUUGGUAAGUACGGUAUGGACUACAUGUACGAUGCCUGCUCCACCACUGCCAGAAGAGGUGCUUUGGACUGGUACCCAAGAUUCAAGGACGCCUUGAAGCCAGUCUUCACUGACUUGUACGAGUCUGUCAGAAACGGUACCGAGACCCAGAGAUCCUUGGACUUCAACGGUGCCCCAGACUACAGAGAGAGAUUGGAGGAGGAGUUGGAGACCAUCAGAAACAUGGAGAUCUGGAAGGUCGGUAAGGAAGUCAGAAAGUUGCGUCCUGAGAACCAGUAA